Prorocentrum cordatum is the source of this 331-nucleotide messenger RNA. NCBI's taxonomy places the organism in Eukaryota, Dinophyceae, Prorocentrales, Prorocentraceae. The record is from the annotation of a GenBank genome assembly.
AUGCACCAGAAGGGCACCCGGAGGCCCGCGCGGGCGCCCUCCGCCCGGGCGAUGACGGACUCGGCGUCUUCCUCCUCCUUGGGGGGAACGCUGCGCGCCGCCCGGCGGGGCCCAACGGCAGCAGCAGCGCGGCCGCGGCACACACCGCCGCGCGCCGCGGCCGCGGCCCAGCGGGCCCCGGCCCACCGGCCGCCGCAUGCGCGCCGCGGCGCUUCCGCCAUGAAGGUGCAGCCGGAAAAUGUGGCCGCCGAUGUCGUCGCCGCCGCCGCCGUCGACAACAUCACCACCAUCGAUCGGAUCGAAUUGGACCCUGAUCCAAUGGGAGAGGGCU